CUAUUCUCGUAGCCGUAGUCCCAACAAUUUAGGUGGGGUGAGGGGGACUCGGAGAUUCUCUCACCGAUCGAUCGAUCGCUCGAUCGAACUCACCACUGAAUCAGCCAGCCGCGAUAUACUAGUCGAUCGAGUUCUUGAUGAUCAUCUGUUAGUUUUACUACUCAAUUUGUUGUGCGCUAGGAAGAUUAAUUAAGGUAACAAUGGCGGAGAACAACGCAUCGCCAGCGCCGAAUCCUAUCCAACCCACCAAUUCGAUUGAAACCAUGUCUCAAAAUCAAGCAAACCCUAAUAACGUGGCCAUGACCGCUGUUUCAUCACGUUCGAAUAUAUCUCAAUCGCCCGCGAACGAUGUGCCGCAAAUCUCAUCGCCAUCUCUCCCACCUCAAGUUCCAUCAACGCCAUCCCAGCAACAGCAACAACAGCAACAACAGCAACAACAACAAUUGAUUACAUCAUCUACUGUCGGUUUGGAUUAUCAGCAAAAGCCCCAACAACAGCAGCAGUCACAGCAAUUGCUACAACAGCAACAGCAACAUCAAUUUCAGAUGCAACAGCAAAACAAUUUGUUGACGACCUCGAAUUUCCAAAUUCAGCCAAACAUUCAGAGGUCACCUUCAUUGUCUAGAAUGAAUCAGAUGCAGCAACAACAGCAACAGCAGCAACAGCAGCAACAGCAGCAACAGCAACAACAGCAACAACAGCAACAGCAACAACAGCAACAGCAACAACAACAGUUUGCUGGAAUGGGUACUUUGAGACAGCAAGCUGGGAUAUACGGGCAGAUGAAUUUUGGGGGGAAUUCAUUAUCGCAACAGCAGCAAAUUCAACAACAGCAGAACCAGCAACAACAAAUGAAUGCAGGUAAUUUGGGGCGAUCGGGUUUGGUAGGACAAAACAGUCAGUUGCCCAUGUUAUCCGGACCAGCUGCAGCUCAAGCUCAAGCUCAGCUGAAUUUGCAGUCUCAACUCCUGACUUCGCCGAGACAAAAAGCUGGGUUAGUACAAGGGUCUCAAUUCCUUCCUGGCAAUUCAUCUGGGCAACAAUUGCAAGCAAUUGGGAUGAUGAAUCCUCUCAACUUGAGCUCUCAAAUUAGACCAAAUGGAACCCUACCUUAUCCUCAACAAAGGAUUCAGGGUCAAAUGAGACAGCAGUUAUCACAACAAAGUCCACUCACUGCAAAUCAGAAACUACAAGCUCAAGGCAUUUCAAGAACAUCGUUUAUGACCCCCCAGCUAACUGCAUUGGCUCAGAAUGGACAAUCGGCUAUGAUGCCAAACUCACUAGCACAACAACAGUGGUUAAAACAAUUCUCAGGAAUGUCUGCUCCUAACUCUCCUUCAUACAAUCUGCAGAGGCAACAACAGGCCGUUCUUCAGCAACAACUUUCUGCUGCAUCUCCUCAAGUGCAACAAAAUGCCAUGAAUUUGAAUCCACAGCAGUUCUCCCAGCUUGUACAGCAGCAGCAGAUGCAAUCGCAGAUCCAUCAGCAACAACAACAGCAGCAUCCACAGCAACAGAUUUUGAAUCAACAACAGCAGCAGUCACCUAGGAUGACCAUGCCUGCUGUUCAGAAGACUCUAAGUUUGACAGGGUCCCAGCCUGAUGCUACUGCUUCUGGGGCAACAACUCCUGGAGGGAGUUCAAGUCAGGGAAAUGAAGCAAGUAAUCAGUUUCUUGGAAAGAGAAAGAUUCAGGAUUUGGUUUCCCAGAUUGAUCCUCAGGCAACGCUGGAUCCUGAUCUUGAAGAUUAUCUAUUGGAGCUUGCUGAUGAGUUCAUUGACUCCGUAACUACAUUUUCUUGCAAUUUGGCAAAGCAUCGGAACUCCUCAACCCUGGAGGCCAAGGAUGUAUUGUUGCAUUUAGAAAAAAACUGGAACUUGAAUAUUCCUGGUUAUUCAAGUGAAGAGAAGAAAUCUAAGACAACUCAUACUCCAAGCGAGGCCCACCAAAGUCGUCUUGAUGCGGUGCGCUUGCUUAUGGAACAAACCAAUUCCGAGACAACUAAUCAGAAUACCCGUAAAGAAACAGUUGUUACACAUGGUCUUGUCAACCCCAUGAAUACCAACCACCUUCCAAUAAGGCCGUCCUUGAGCUCAGAUCGAUUGGUUUCUCAGUCUAAUUCAUCGUCCCAAAUAUUGCAGCAAACAAAUAGGUUCUAAUAUAAUAGUAUGUCGUAGACUAUUUAAUUUGAGAAAAGAAAAAUGACUGAUUGAAGGAAAAAUGUUAUUUACAUGGUGUCAGUUUACAGUCGACUUAGUACAAUUUUUAUUUUUUCCUUUUCUUAACAAUUUGUUGUUUUAUAAAUUAUUGACAAUUUGGCUUAUUUUGCAAUGGAACUGAGAACAAUAAUUAUGUAAAUAGUUUGUCAAUGUCACAGUUUUAAGUUCUUAGUUAUUA
Molecule: messenger RNA, 2397 nt
Organism: Impatiens glandulifera
Lineage: Eukaryota; Viridiplantae; Streptophyta; Magnoliopsida; Ericales; Balsaminaceae
Product: transcription initiation factor TFIID subunit 12b
Exons: 8
Coding region: 201-2159 (652 amino acids)
Biological process (GO): DNA-templated transcription initiation; RNA polymerase II preinitiation complex assembly
Cellular component (GO): transcription factor TFIID complex; SAGA complex; SLIK (SAGA-like) complex
Molecular function (GO): DNA binding; protein heterodimerization activity; TBP-class protein binding
Source: RefSeq, a predicted model, not a curated record